AUUACAGGGACGGGAAGUCAAAAUCGCCAACUUCACAUUGUCCAACUACAGAAUCCGACGACUCGACGACCCCUCACACUGCCGAUACGAUAUUAUCUAUACUCACGACACGCCCUAAGAAAUAUACUUGUUCAGCUAUACCCUCGACAAACGGCGCAAUGCCUUCUGAAACUUCCGUAGUCUCGUCGGGUUUCCGAUGGCUGCAACGCAAGAGAUAUCAGUAUGAAGUCACAUUCAGUCUGUACAUGUUGACGCCGACGGAGAAGUUCAUCUUCAACUCCUGCAUAUUCAUCAUCUUCUCCAUGGUCCUGAUCGCUGGCUGCCUCUACCUCCCGCAACACAUCACCUUCCUCAUGAACCGGGCUUGGUUCUACUACCAAGGCGACGCGGAUUCCAAGGAUGCAUUCUCGUCGAGCGUCGCAGUGGCGACGACACUGGGAGACCGACUCCGCGCUGUGGUUGAGACGGCGAGAGCGAGCGCUGCGACUGCGGCUCAGAAAGAGUUGUAGUGGCAUGGCGACAUGGAAUACACCAAACGGAUAGACGGACACGAGAGGUACAUAUGGUGCGGGGAGGUUAGAGGAAAGGAAGUGCCUGGCGCAUGUAUAAAAUAGGCUGUAUCCGAUUAUGGGACAGGGAGUUAGGGGCAUCUUUACUGCAGUAGACGAUGGGAGAUGGGAGCUUUACUACCGGGACGGAAGCGCUCGAUGGAUAUAAUGUUUAAUGCACAGUGGAUAGAAAUUGAGAGGGUUCGGCAUCGAGC
Pseudogymnoascus destructans is the source of this 763-nucleotide messenger RNA. RefSeq lists its product as uncharacterized. Bases 159 to 509 code for a protein of 116 amino acids. The transcript is spliced from 2 exons. NCBI's taxonomy places the organism in Eukaryota, Fungi, Ascomycota, Leotiomycetes, Thelebolales, Thelebolaceae. The record is from RefSeq and is a predicted model, not a curated record.